Messenger RNA from Symbiodinium natans, 1368 nucleotides. The record is from the annotation of a GenBank genome assembly. NCBI's taxonomy places the organism in Eukaryota, Dinophyceae, Suessiales, Symbiodiniaceae.
AUGCCUGGUGCUGCUGGUGCAGUGGAGCCGAAUAUGGUCACGUACAAUUCUGCCAUGAGUGGCUUCGAGAGAGUUGCCGGCUGGCCGCAAGCACUGGACUUGCUGCGCUGCGCGUCCCUUUCCAGGCAGAAGCUGGAUGAAGUCAGCUUCAACACCGCCGCAAGUGUCUGCUCAUCCGAGGGCGGCUGGCUCCGGGCGCUGGAUCUCCUGCAGUGCAUGGCUCUGCGCUCGCUUCCGCGGCGCCGGGUCGGCCUCAACGCUGGGCUGAAGGCCCUGAGGGCUCGCUGGGAGAGAGGCUGCCUUUUGCUGCGCCUGGAGCAGCCCGACCUGGUGGCUUUCAACACCGCCAUUGCAAGCCUCACAGCCGAGUCCUGGGCCCGAGGGCUGGACUUGGUGGGUGUGCUCCCAGAAGCCCGGCUGUGUGCAUCCCUCGCCACCUACGUUUCCGCUCUGACGCUGCUGGGCCAGGGCUCCGCCUGGCGCCGCGCGGUGGAGGGGCUGGAUGCCUGCCGGCUGGCCGGCCAAGAACCAACCCUGGCUCUCCGGUCCUCCUUGCUCAGCGCUCUGUCGAAGGUGCUCCGAUGGACGGAAGCACUUGACAUUUUCGCAAAGGUGACGGAGGUCGACGAUCGGUGCCGGGCCAGCAUCCUUCAAGCGCUGCCGAGCCGCUGGGCACGGGCGCUCGGCCUUCUCUCGGGCCCUCCGCCGGGAAAUCGGUCGCUGGCAGCUGCGGCGGGCGCUUGCCAGGAAUCGUGGGCCCUCUGCCUAGAACUGCUGGGCUGGCUGGGCGCGCGAGGCAGCCAAGACUUCGCAGCCACCACAAGCGUCGCGAUCGCUGCUGCAGACAAGGCCUCCCAGUGGGAGCCCGCGCUCGGCCUGCUCGGCCGCGCCUCGCCGCGGACCCGGGAUGAGGUGACCUGCACAGCGGUGCUGAGCGCAGCCAGGGCCUCCGGUGCUUGGCCAAUGGCCUUGGCCUUGCUCGCCGCCAUGGAGCCAGGGCGCCUGCACCCUACGGACGUCACCUUCAACGUGGCGGUGGCGGCCGCGUCUUCGGGUCAGAGGUGGGCCCUGGCCCUGCGCCUGGCGCUGGCCGCCACCCGUGGCGCCAACGCCGCCCUCCAGGCGCUGCGCGACGCUUGGAGGAGGGCGCUGGCGAGGCUGGCGUUGAUGCCGGCGUGCGGCGUGCUAGCGGACUGCAUCAGUUUCAACUCGCUGCUGGCGGCCCUGGGCUUGGAUGGGCGGUGGCGCUGGGCCCUGGCCUGCGCGGGGCAGAUGCCGCGGCAUGAGCUGAGUCCAGACGAGCUGACGCUGGGAGCGUGCAUCAGCGCCUGCGCCGUGUGCUGCGGACCCGAGGGCGCCAGGGCUUAG